CGCCAGGCCGCGGAGCGCCGAUCGGCUCGAUGAGCGGGGGCGCAGCUGCGGCGGAGCGGCGGACGCCGAGUCCGCGCCCACUGUCUCCCCCUCCCCGUUUUCUUUCUGCGCUUCCCACUCCUUCCCCCGCCCUCCCAGCGCUGUCGGCCCCGGAGAGCUGCCCGGAGCUCCCCGGGAGACUCAGGUGGCGAAUACUUGUUCUGCUGGGAAACAGAGAAGUACCUCUUGAGUAAAAAAUAUGCCUCCCAAGUUCAAGCGCCACCUAAAUGACGAUGAUGUCACUGGUUCUGUGAAAAGUGAAAGGAGAAAUCUUUUGGAAGAUGACUCAGAUGAAGAAGAAGACUUUUUUCUAAGGGGACCAUCUGGACCAAGAUUUGGACCUAGAAAUGAUAAAAUUAAGCAUGUUCAGAAUCAGGUGGAUGAAGUUAUUGAUGUCAUGCAAGAAAAUAUUACAAAGGUAAUUGAAAGAGGGGAGAGACUAGAUGAACUACAGGACAAAUCAGAAAGCUUAUCGGAUAAUGCAACUGCUUUUAGCAACAGAUCGAAACAACUUCGAAGGCAAAUGUGGUGGCGUGGAUGCAGAAUAAAAGCCAUCAUGGCUUUGGUUGCUGUUACCCUUUUGCUAGUGAUUAUCAUUCUUAUAGUCAUGAAAUACCGUACUUGAUUUGGUGACAGAGAUCUUCAUUACGCAAGAUCUGGGACAACAAUAAUAAAAGAUUGCUGCAUAAUUUAAAUGAAACCCAUGUAUAUAACUUUCAAAACUUCUUUUUCAAGAAACUAAGAGGCAAGUAUCACUUCAAAUUGGAGCAUUGAGAAUGUCCAGUUAUCUUCUUCCCUUCUAACAAAAUGUGUCUUUAAAAAUUAUGUUUAAGGCAAAGAUAGCCAGCCUCUAUUUUGCCAUAUUCCAAGGAUCUAAUUUGAAACCGGAUACUUGCCAGUUUAUUGUUUGUAUACAUAAUUAAACAGUGAUGACGAUACUGCAGACUGUUAGUAGAAGGACCUGCAUUAUCGCAUCGACCUGGGGUCAGACCGGGAGUCCAGAAAGAAGCCCAUGGAGAGCACCAGAUCAUUGUGCUAAGACACGCACCGUCGUUCCAUCGGUAUUUGCAAGAUUCUUCCCACAUUACAGUUGCUUUGCGAGCAAUUUCCACGUUUAUGGGCGUAACAAAAGCUAAAUGUCGUAAAUGUUGCUGCCUUCAGCUAUAACUAAAACAUUCCAGUAAACCUAUUUUUGACUGUAUAAGGGAAUGUGUAGUAAUUUUUUGGCAUUUGGAUUAUGGAACUGGAAAAUUUAAACAAUAUGAAAAGCAUAGUAUGGCACCAUAAACCUGGAGAUAAUAAAAUUCUUGGAGAACAUCA
Molecule: messenger RNA, 1359 nt
Organism: Felis catus (domestic cat)
Lineage: Eukaryota; Metazoa; Chordata; Mammalia; Carnivora; Felidae
Gene: VAMP4
Product: vesicle associated membrane protein 4
Exons: 8
Coding region: 239-664 (141 amino acids)
Biological process (GO): vesicle-mediated transport; Golgi ribbon formation
Cellular component (GO): membrane
Source: RefSeq, a predicted model, not a curated record